AUACAGUCAAACAAAUAUCGCCCUCAUUUCAUUAAAAGAGAGAUUAUUAAAAGCCCAUGGAGGUCAUCCCAUUCCAGUAGCUGUGAAGACACUCAGAACCAUCCCUAUUCCUGUAUACAUCUUACUCUUUACUCAAAUAAAUCGCUUAUAUUACUCCAUUACUCACACUUUUCAUUGUAAAAAAGUGGAAAACUUCUUGAAGGAUGGCAUUCGAGGAUGAAUCAACGCCUCGCUAUUCCAGGACCUGGAACAAAAUAUUGGCCCAAGCAUCUGGAAUCCAUGAAACUUCGUUUGCAGAAGUAACGCAUUGCUCUGAACCUCAAAACUGUCUUCCCACUCUCGACAGAAUAUCUCUGAUUGCGGAUCCGGGUUGCGAAACCCGCCGGUCCGAGUUGCGGAUGACGACCAGGUUGCGGAGCGGGGUUUCGAACGUGUCCAAUGACCGGAGCAAGUUUCAAAUCAUGUUGGACGUGCAGCAAUUUUGCCCGAAUGAGAUUUCUGUGAAAACCGUGGACAAUUACAUCGUGAUUGAGGGCAAGCACGAGGAGAAGGAGGAUGACCAUGGGUACGUUGCCAGGCACUUCGUGCGCCGGUACUUGUUGCCCAAGGGCGUGAGGCCCGAGUCCGUCACUUCCACCAUUUCUUGCGAUGGCGUCCUCACUGUUGCCGCCCCGAAAGAGUCGAGUGGGUCUUGCGAGAUCCGCCAAGUGGCCGUGACGCCGGUCAACAAACCAGUGCUUUGCUCCACUUGUCCCACCGGCGUUUGCGGCCUGGAAAGAAAGAGCAUUCACGAGGCGCCACGGACGUCGCUGCCCAUGUCUCCGGUGUCGCCGAAGGCCGCCGCCACUGGGCCAGAUAACCAGCAGCAGCAGCAGCAGCAGCAGCCCUGCAUCACCGUGUGUGCGUCGUCUGCUGCUGGUGCUGGCCCCAAUGCUGCUCAAAUUCACAUUUCGCCGUCUGUUGGUGGUGGUGGUGCUGGAAAUGCGAGGAAGAGCUAGAAAAUGGGGCUGAAUGAGGAGAUGAAUAUGAUGAAAGGCUGAUGCAUGGAAAAUCAGUGUCGGGGAGAAGGGGGGGGGUUUCUCUUCUUUUUCAUGUUUAUCGAUCAACAUGAAUUCCCCCCCC
Notodromas monacha is the source of this 1122-nucleotide messenger RNA. The record is from the annotation of a GenBank genome assembly. NCBI's taxonomy places the organism in Eukaryota, Metazoa, Arthropoda, Ostracoda, Podocopida, Cyprididae.